Messenger RNA from Coccidioides immitis RS, 759 nucleotides. RefSeq lists its product as uncharacterized. The transcript has 3 exons. NCBI's taxonomy places the organism in Eukaryota, Fungi, Ascomycota, Eurotiomycetes, Onygenales, Onygenaceae. The coding region runs from base 1 to 759 and encodes 252 amino acids. The record is from RefSeq and is a predicted model, not a curated record.
AUGAGUGUCACCACAACAUCAAGAAUGCGAUAUAGGCUUAGAAGAAGACAAGCACCUCCUCCACCACUAUCUCUUGCACCAGAAGAGGACGAGAGUGACGAUAGUGACGAUAGUGAUGACAGUGAGGAUGGAAUUGAGAGUGAUAGUGAUGACAGCGACGAUGAGAGCUCCAUGGAGCUUCCGUCGCCGACAUCUACCGUCCCACCGGAAGCCGCGUCACUAAUAUCAACAACAUUGCGCCAGAGCACAUUAUCCAGAAGCUGUUCGACAAAUACGAGCGGGACGUGCCAAGCUGGAACAGUUCUCAUCACUUUGCCUGACUCGACAAUCACGGCCAUAGUAACUGGUACAGAGUCAACGGCACUCUUUGUCCGUCCAGUCGAGGAGAUAACGGCUACGCCUACCCCAUCGCGAGGAGAAUUAGGCGCGGAGAGGACAGCGUCAACAAACAGUCAGAGCAGACCGAGUCAAACAGCAGCUCCGGAUACCGAGCCGAUGGGCAACAUGGGGGCAUCGCAGGCAUUUUCUCCUGCUUUAAUUGGUUCGCUAGUCGCAACUGGGCUUAUUGGUGUCGUCACCGUCAGCCUGAUCUUACUAAAACGAAGAAAUAGAGUCCGCAUCAGCCCGCCUUCUCAAGACUUCCCCGAUAGUACACCACCACCAGUAACGCAGGUGGAUACAGGAAUACCUCCCGGACGGGAUGCUGAGAACCCCUUCCGGGAUCCCCCCACAGCACCAGCCCGGACGUAUUUUAUGUGA